GAAGCAAUACAAUCAUUGAAUUUUUUUCUUAGUUUGUUAAAUAUUCAUUUGAUGUGUUAGACUUGAAAACUAGAGAGUGUCAACUAAAAGUCUCAUUUCAGUGUUUUUUCCUGAUGAUAACAUUUUUGUAUCUAUACUAAUAAUUACCUUCAAUCAAUACGAAGUAGUUGCUAAAUUUUUACGUCUUUGUCAAUAAAUUCAUGUUUUAUAUUUAACGAAAACACCAUGGACUCGAUGUGGGAACGCUUACGAACGGUUCCAGCUAUAUUGAAGAUAUUGUGUUUGAUUUUUGAAAUUGCCGGUUUCAUUUGCACCAAAUUGAAUAUCACCGGCUCAUGGGGUGCGUCUGACUUCUUUUGGACAAUAGCGAUCCUUGCAUUUAUACCGACGACCAUUCUUCUCGUUUUAUACCUGAUAAAAGCCGACAAUAUAUUCGGAGUCUAUUUGGAUACAAUCGAAUUAUACUUUUCUGUUAUUGCUGCCAUUGGUUUUCUUGUGAUUUCAUCGCUUAUCGUGGUCACAUCGCUUUCGUUGUUAAUAGCAGGCGCUAUUUUCGGGUACUUAGCAAUGGUUGUGUACGCAGUAGACGCAUUUUUGAGAUAUCGAGAAAGAGCUUGAGCAAAAUAGACAAAUGACAGUGAUUACUACCAUUCCAACUUUUUUAAUGAAAUCGCUCGUGAGCAAUCAAAACGUAUUAGUCAUGAACACCAUCCAAAUAAUAAAGUCUUAUCAUAACAAUGCAAA
Messenger RNA from Contarinia nasturtii (swede midge), 744 nucleotides. RefSeq names its product CKLF-like MARVEL transmembrane domain-containing protein 7. Bases 226 to 618 code for a protein of 130 amino acids. The transcript is spliced from 3 exons. Gene Ontology annotation, cellular component: membrane. The record is from RefSeq and is a predicted model, not a curated record. NCBI's taxonomy places the organism in Eukaryota, Metazoa, Arthropoda, Insecta, Diptera, Cecidomyiidae.